This is a messenger RNA of Hypomesus transpacificus, 4323 nucleotides long. RefSeq names its product tripartite motif containing 25, like (gene trim25l). Bases 218 to 2665 code for a protein of 815 amino acids. Lineage: Eukaryota; Metazoa; Chordata; Actinopteri; Osmeriformes; Osmeridae. The transcript is spliced from 16 exons. Gene Ontology annotation, molecular function: zinc ion binding; protein binding. The record is from RefSeq and is a predicted model, not a curated record.
GCUAGGCUCAGUCUCUGGAGAUGCCUACAACGCUCUGAACCUCUUGGGAAAGGCUGCAGAACUUAGACUUACUCUGUCUCUCUCUGGUUCUCUCUAACUUUUCCUUUCUCUGUGAGAAUCUCCUUGGAGAUUUCUCAUCUUCCCACUUCUGCCCGGAUCGAUCUCGACCUACAUUUCUCCUCCUCCUCCUCCUUCUCCUCCUCUCCGCCGUGUCAGGAUGAGCAAGCUGUGGACAGACGAGCAGUUCAACUGCCCCGUGUGCCUGGACCUGCCCAGGGACCCCGUCACCAUCCCCUGCGGCCACAGCUACUGCAUGGCCUGCAUCAAGGACUACUGGAGCAAGGACGACCCCAAGGGCGCGUACAGCUGCCCCCAGUGCCGGCAGUCCUUCAGCCCCAAGCCCUCGCUCUCCAGGAACACCAUGCUGGCCGAGGCCGUGGAGCAGCUCCGCAAGGGCUCCCUGAGCUCCGCCCUGCGGGAGUCUCUGAGGAGCACCCUCCGCCCGCCGUCCGGAGCCUCGUCCGGAGGCCGGGGGGGGCGCGCCCGCUCCGCCGUCCUGUCGCCCUCGGCGGUGCCCUGCGACAUGUGCCACGGCGAGCAGCGCGCCGCCGUGAAGAGCUGCCUGGCGUGCAUGAGCUCAUACUGCGAGGCCCACCUGAAGCCGCACCGUACCAAGGCGGCGCUGAAGAACCAUGAGCUGAUCCCUCCCAUGGGUCAGCUGGCCCAGAAGAUCUGCACCCAGCACAAGUACCUCCAGGAGUUCUACUGCCGCCAGUGUAAGAUGUACGUGUGCUGGCUGUGCACCAGUAACGAGCACAAGGGGCACGACAGCGCCUCCACCAAGGCCGUGCGCAUGGAGAGACAGAAAGAGCUGUCGGGGGUGCAGACUGAGAACCACCAGAGGCUGAAGGAGAGAGAGGCGGAGCUGAAGGAGAUGAAGAAGACCGUGGAGGCCAUGAAGCGCUCGGCAGCGAGGGUCAACGAGGACGUGGAGCUCACCCUGUCGGACCUCCAGCGCUCCCUGGAGAAGCUGCAGGAGCUGGUGGAGGAGGUGAUGGACUCCACCGGGCAGGAGAAGGUAGUGGAGGCCCAGGAGGUGGUGGACAAGCUGGAGGAUGAGAUCGCCGAGCGGAAGAGAAGGGACAUGGAGAUGAAGGACCUGGUCAGGUGCGAAGACAACAUCUACUUCCUGGAGACGUUUGAGUCCCUCAGCAGUCCGUUGGAGGCGGGACACCUCCCCAGUGUGCUGGCCAAUCCUGAGGCUUCUUACGAGCCUGUGCGUGACUUCAUCCUGGACCUGAGAGAAAAGGUGGAAGACUUGUGUAACCAGGAGCUGGACAAGAUUACCAAGACAGUGAAUGACACAACACUGUUCACUUUGGGAGACAGCGCCAAGAAUGGGGAUCAGAAAAUGGGAGGUUUCUUAAAAUUGUUGUCUGGCCUGGGCACUCGGAACACAAACAACAGCCGUCCUCAAGCUCCGACACCAAGCGUUUCUGUUGGGGAUCGGGGGCCAGAGAGGCGGGGGCAAGGUGUGGGUCGGAGAGCCCAAGAUGUCCGAUCCCGUGACGGGCCGAGAGUUGACAGAGGAAACAAAAGUCCACCAAGAACCAGAGACAAGCAGAGGAGAGAAGAGAAAGAAACAUCCCCCAGUCCCAGCCCCAGCCCUAGGUCUAGCUCCACCCCCAGCCGCAGAGAGUCACAUUCUCUGUGGAACCAACCUGAGCCUACCCAGGUCUUCCACACACCUGCCCCAGCCCCGACCCCAGCCCCGACCCCAGCCCCGACCCCAGCCCCAGCACCUCAGGCCUCAUCAGGUUUCAGUCGGAUGGCCUCCAUAACGAGUCUGUUCCGCUCCCAUCGCCGCACGGCCACACCAGCGCAGCCUGCAGCCAGCACCCCUGCAGCCAACUCCUGGGGAAUGGGCACUGUGGUUGAAACACCAACUGAAGUAAAUCCCAGCCUUUUCUUGGAUUCUCCAGUCGACAGCCCUUUCCUGGACAACACCCCAUCCUUCCCUGGAUUGAGGGAGAUCAGCAUAGACUGUAUCCAGGCCCCAGAGCCCAGGACCAGAGAAGAGUUCCUGCAAUACGUCUGUAACCUGGUCCUGGACUCCAACACGUCCCACCGCCGCCUCAGCCUGUCGGAGGGCAACACCAAGGCCACCCUCCAGGGGGCGGCGCAGCCCUCCCCCGACAUCCCCCAGCGCUUCGACAGCUGGACCCAGGUGCUGUGCCUCAACCCCCUCUCCACCCAGCGCUGCUACUGGGAGGUGGAGUGGAGGGGCCGGGGCUCCUCCAUAGGCGUGGCCUACGGCGCCCUGAAGAGGAAAGGGUCCGACUCGAAGGCGGGGCUGGGCUACAACGCCCAGUCGUGGAGCCUGGAGCUGUCGGACACCUGCUGCUCGGCCAUGCACGACAGCCAGAAGAAGGACAUCCCCGUGGCCUACUCGCCCCGCGUGGGCCUGUUCCUGGACGCCGCGGUGGGAACGCUCUCCUUCUACGCCGUGGCCGAGAGCAUGGAGCACCUGCACACCUUCCGCGCCAACUUCACCCAGCCCCUGUACGCCGCCUUCGGGGUGGGCAGCGGGGUGGGGGUGGGCCUGGACUUUGCUCUGGGUCAGUUCAGCUCCCACUCGGACAGCAUCAAAAUCUGCCCCAUGUGAGGAUGUGACCAGGUCUAGUAGAGGUUACUGUACUGGAGAAGGCAACCUGUGGUGCCAUGACAUGGUCACACAGCUGGUCCAUCCAUUGACAUUCACUGUGGCGUUAACUACAGGCUUACAAGACCCCAAGGACUGCACCACUAUUUGACCCAUAUAUAGGUUUGCUAUCUAAGACAUUGGCACUGCGAGUCUAAAAAGUUAGGCCGACUUCUCAUUUGAACUCUUAGAAAUCCUGAUUUUGUGUUGGGUUGUAGGAUAGAAUCCAUGGAAAACAAACGCCACCAUAUUGUUUUUAUUUACUUUAAUAAAAAAGAAGCAACGAAAAGGACAAUCAUGUGAGUAUUUUACAAAGGGCAGGCAAAAGAGGUGGAGGCAUGAAGUCAUAACGUUCUCCACUGUCACCGGACAGCCAUUCUCCACCAGCAUGUGGCGUCAUCAACCAGGACAGGGUGCUAAACAACGCUAUGAAUGGACCGUGCUGUUCAGGGGUAUAAACAGUGGCCACAUAUCCCCUCCCUCCCUGCCUCUCCAAAAAUAGCACUCGUUAUCAAACAGGAAGCUUAUAUUCAUUAAAUAGGUCAGUUCUAUUAUUACAACACAUAUACUGUACACACAAACAAACCAAAAAAAGCAUUUCAUUUCCUAAAAAUUGUCUGGAGAGUUUUGGUUUGAACGGAUAGCUAAGAAAUGUAGUCAUGGAAUCCCUUUUUGACGGGUAAGUCUCCAAACAAACACAAAAGCAUAAUAUAUUAAAAUCUCCAAAUGAAAUGCUAAAUGGCAUUCAUGGUUAUAAACUAUAAGCUACACGAAGUGAUGCUAAAUUAGUCUCAUAGUAACAUUUGUCAGUAAUAUCAUACCUAUGUGUGAGCAGUAAAUGGCAUCUAGGUAAAUGAAUAAAAAGUGCAGUCGAUGACAGGAAAGGCCCAGUCAGCACAGAGCAUCAGAGAGGGAGGUCAAACCGGGGUUGAAGGUCAAGGUCGCUCGCAUAGCCUGAACCCAACUUCCUCUUCAUCUUGUUGCUGCUCCAGCCACAUCUCUAACCCGUCUCCUCCCUCUAGUGGCAACUGUGAGUAGCACACGUGCCCUUGAAGUGACCCUCCCAUAACGACGGAGCCCACGAUCAGAACUGAGGCCAGCAGAGGUCGUUCCCCCUGGAUGACACUGCAUAUGACCACAUGUGACUGCACCUGAACAUGCCAUGGGCAUGAGAUAAGGUGACUGACUGGCAAUGGAAAAAACAGUGGCACUUCCCUUUAACAGAUAGGUCCAAAGUCAGUGGGAAAUCCCAUCUUGCACUUCCUCCAAAACAACAUAUGAGCUUACACAUCCUACUAAGUGCCUGUAAUUUCAAAUACAAACAUGGCUUGACAAAAACAUCCCGUAUAAACAGUGCUGGCUUCCCCUUUAAGGCUUAACACCACUUCCUUAAAAAGACCUGAAGGAAAAGAGAGGACCUGUCAAGUCAGACGAGGACUACAACACCCAACUAAGUCGCAACAGGUUUCAUUCCCCCCGCUUCGCAUUCAGCAUGGCCCCACUUCCUGGCAGAGGAUGCAGGUGCAUGCUGGGACCUGUAGGCAAGAAGCAGGCAGUUUCGAACAUGCCACGGGGGACACUCAUGGUAGGGGGGGGGGGGGGGGGUUAUUGCAAAGUCACUU